Molecule: messenger RNA, 1249 nt
Organism: Camellia sinensis
Lineage: Eukaryota; Viridiplantae; Streptophyta; Magnoliopsida; Ericales; Theaceae
Product: putative cytokinin riboside 5'-monophosphate phosphoribohydrolase LOGL10
Biological process (GO): cytokinin biosynthetic process
Cellular component (GO): cytosol; nucleus
Molecular function (GO): hydrolase activity, hydrolyzing N-glycosyl compounds
Source: RefSeq, a predicted model, not a curated record
GGAAAGACCAUGGGUAUGGGCUUUCUCUAGAAUUCAACAAAACUUUAUAAAUAUUUAAUGAGAGAGAGAGAGAGAGAGAGAGAGAGAUGAUGAUUGAUGAGAAGGAUAAAAGGAGAGAUGGAGAUGGAGAUGGACUCUUGACCUAUGUUGGCCUCUUCUCCAACACUGAAAGUACUUUGUAGACAGAAGGGGUUGUUUGAGACUAAGAAGUGGGAGAUUACAUAGCAUAGGUGUCGACUUCUGCUCCAUUAACACACACAAUUUUCUGUAUCUCUCUUCUGCAACCCUCUUCUCCUUUUGUUCCACCUCUCUCUCUCUCCCUCUCUCCCCUAAGAAGAAUGGAAGGAGAUGAAGGAAUACCCCCCAUAAUUGAAAGGAGAAGAAAGUUCAAGAGAAUUUGUGUGUUUUGUGGUAGUAGAGCUGGUUACAAAUCUUCAUUCAGUGAUGGAGCACUUGAGCUUGGCAAGCAACUGGUUGAGAGAAAGAUUGAUUUGGUCUAUGGUGGAGGAAGUGUUGGUCUAAUGGGUUUGAUCUCUAAAACUGCUUUUGAUGGAGGCUGCCAUGUUCUUGGAGUAAUUCCUAGAGCUCUUUUGUCACAUGAGAUAUCAGGAGAAUCCGUAGGAGAAGUAAAAACAGUUUCAGACAUGCACCAAAGGAAGUCAGAAAUGGCGAAACAUGCCGAUGCUUUCAUUGCACUUCCUGGUGGUUAUGGAACCAUGGAAGAAUUAUUGGAGAUGAUUGCUUGGUCUCAAUUGGGAAUUCAUGAAAAGCCGGUGGGGUUGUUAAAUGUUGAUGGGUAUUAUAAUAGCUUGCUUGCAUUGUUUGAUAAAGGAGUGGAAGAGGGUUUCAUACAAGGUUCAGCUAGACAUAUUGUGGUUUCAGCAGACACAGCAGAAGAGUUGAUUAACAAAAUGGAGGAGUAUGCCCCAGUCCAUGACAGGGUAGCACCCAGACAAAGUUGGGAAGUGGACCAAUUAUUAGAGUCUACUACAAGUGGAGAAGCUCAAGAAUCUUAGAUCUUAAUCACCCAUCUGUAUGUAUGUAUAACAUAUAUACUUAUAUGUCUUGUGUAGUGCCAUUUUAAUCAAAAGAAAAGGACAGCAAAAGUAGGCCCUCUUUCUCUCUCUCUUUCUCUCUCUAACAAGUGGGGAAAUCCUAAGAUCCCAUAUCUUAAUCACCUAUUUGAAUAAUUGACAUGUAUGUUGUAGUCCCAUUUACAAUCAAUUUAAGGUAAUACAUUAUUCUCUCA